Molecule: messenger RNA, 2148 nt
Organism: Pygocentrus nattereri (red-bellied piranha)
Lineage: Eukaryota; Metazoa; Chordata; Actinopteri; Characiformes; Serrasalmidae
Gene: mphosph10
Product: M-phase phosphoprotein 10 (U3 small nucleolar ribonucleoprotein)
Exons: 11
Coding region: 1-2037 (678 amino acids)
Biological process (GO): rRNA processing
Cellular component (GO): Mpp10 complex; small-subunit processome; sno(s)RNA-containing ribonucleoprotein complex
Source: RefSeq, a predicted model, not a curated record
AUGGCGGCGCGCACGCUGGAAACGUGUUUGGAGGUUUUAGAGAAGAACACCUCGCAGCCCGAGCAGUUUUUACGUGUACAGGAUGCUUUGGCAACAGACUUCACGUCACUCACGAAGACUCUUUAUGACCUGCACAAGGCCCACAAGCUGGCCGGCUGUAAGGGCAGUCCGCUGGAUCAGCUGGUGGUGGAAAAUUUCGACGAGGAGCAGAUCUGGCAGGAGCUGGAGCUCCAGAACAGCGCUGUGCUGACUGACUUUGAGGAGGCAGUGGGCCAAGCAGUCCAAGAUGACACGCUGACCAUUUUUCCAGAAACGGAGGAAGAAGAGGAAGGUGGUGAUGAUGGGGAUGGAGAUGGAGAUGAGGAUGAUGAGGACGACAGUAAUGAGGAUUUGGAAGAGGGUGAGGAAGAAGCUGAUGAUGAUGAUGAUGAAGAUGAUAGCGAAAAUAGGCUUGAGCCCAAGUCAAAAGCAGCCGACGAGGAGGACGGCUUGUCUGAUGAGGACUCGGACGUCGAUUUUGAUGUGGAUAAAUUGGAGAAACAAGCCAAACAAAAGAAGAACGUGGCGAAGAAGUUACCUAAAUCCAGGACGGUGUCGGAAGUGGACGAUACGUUCUUUAAACUCUCAGAAAUGGAGGCUUUUCUGGAGGUUAUGGACAAGAGGGAGGGGAAGGAGAGCGCUGGAGAGGAGAUCGACUACUUUCAGGAGUUGCCGUCAGAUGAGGAGGAUCUGAACUUUGAUAGGCCAGCAACAUCGAAGAGUCAGAAAAAGUCAAAAAGCUCCAGAGAUGUAAAGUACAAAGACUACUUCAUGGACGAAGAGACUCCUGAACCCAUGCCAGACGAGGAGGAUGAAUCAGCACCCGAGGAUGAGGAUGAAGGAGAGGAGAAUGAUGAUUAUGAUGAGGCAGAGGAUCUGGAUAUGGAGGGUGACGCCGAGAGCCAGAAAGCCAGAGAUGCUUUGCGGAAAGUGACCUUUGAUCUCCCCAGUGACAGCGAAGGGGAGGAUGUGGAGGAUGUUUUGGGUGGGAAGCCUAAACAUGCAGCUAAAGGAGACUCCAAAUCAUCAUUUGAGAAGAGGCAGGAAAAGAUGGCAGAGAAGAUUGGAGAGCUGGAGAAGGUCGCGUUAGCUGAGAAGCCCUGGCAGCUGAGUGGAGAAGUGACUGCACAGACGCGACCAGAGAACAGCAUGCUGGAGGAAGAUGUGGCGUUUGACCAAGCCUCCAGGAUGGCUCCUCCAGUUACAGAGGAGACCACUCUGCAGCUUGAAGAGAUCAUCAGGCAAAGAAUAAGAGAUCAGGUGUGGGAUGAUGUUGUGAGGAAGGAGAAGCCCAAGGAGGAAGUAUUUGAGUACAAGAAGAGAUUGACUCUGGACCAUGAGAAGAGCAAACUGAGUCUGGCUGAAGUCUAUGAGCAAGAGUACCUCAAACAGACACAGGACAAGACAGAAGAGGAGAAUCCAGCUCAUGUAGAAAUUCAGAAGCUAAUGGACACGGUCUUCCUCAAACUGGAUGCUCUUUCCAACUUCCACUUUACACCAAGACCACACGUUCCUGAGGUAAAGGUUGUUUCCAACUUGCCUUCCAUCAUGAUGGAGGAGGUGGCUCCAGUCAGUGCCAGCAGCACCACUCUUUUGGCUCCAGAGGAAAUUAAGGAGAAGAACAAGGCCGGUGACAUCCUUGGCGACUCAGAGAAGACGGCAACCGAUAAGAAACGGGAGAGACGCAAGAAGAAGAAACUGAAGAGGCUGAAGAUUCAGGAGCGUGAGAAGAGGAAAAAGCUCAAAGAAGCUGCAAAAGGAGGAGAGAAUAAGAAAAAGUCCAAGGCUGAGGUGGAAGCGACUCUCAGGAAACUUACUAAAGGAGGCAACGCCAAAAUACUUACGGAUGACGGCAUGGAUAAAGCUCUGCGUUCUUCCCAAGCCUUCUUCUCUCAACUGCAGGACCAAGUCAAGAGCCAGAUCAAGGGCUCUAAAGAGCAGGCGGCCAAGAAGAAGAAGAAACAGAAACCGCUUUCUGUCAGCAAGCUAAAGCUAUAGCUUCAUCUGUGAAAUAGGGUGUACAGUUUUUCCUUAAAAGAUGGCAAUUAUUUGAAUGUGUUUUACAUGAUCCUGUCAUUUAUAUUAAAAUUGUCAUAUUUAAAAGAAAAA